Molecule: messenger RNA, 318 nt
Organism: Aspergillus oryzae RIB40
Lineage: Eukaryota; Fungi; Ascomycota; Eurotiomycetes; Eurotiales; Aspergillaceae
Exons: 3
Coding region: 1-318 (105 amino acids)
Source: RefSeq, a predicted model, not a curated record
AUGGCCUUCGUCGAUGCCGGAGGAGCUGGAGUUGUAUUCGUGGAGGGUAUAGAGUACUCAUUUAUGGAGGGGUUCUUUGGGCCUCCAUUUUUCUUUUUGGACCGCAAUACAGCCCAACAGAAGCUCAUUCUUCAAGCAGGCAAGGAUGCUGAAAAAGCGCAAGUGAACAAUUUCGCUCAAACGGACAGCUACAGGAUCCUUGCAAAAUGCGCCAUCGAUCCUAACAAGGUAGACGCAGAAAAGACGAACUUGGACUUAGAGGAGGCUUUCAAAGCCCGCAUAUCACUCCUUGCACCAAGGAAGAGCAUCGUCCACUAG